This is a messenger RNA of Dovyalis caffra, 1854 nucleotides long. The record is from the annotation of a GenBank genome assembly. NCBI's taxonomy places the organism in Eukaryota, Viridiplantae, Streptophyta, Magnoliopsida, Malpighiales, Salicaceae.
AUGAAGAAGCGAAAGAGGGGGAAGAAGAAAGGAAAAGCAGGAGCAGGAGGAGGAGCCAAGCCAAAAGCAGGUGCUGCUGCGGUGGGCGCGGGUUCUACCGAUGAAGAACAAACACUUAUCAAUUUAAUCACUCCAAGCAAGGAAGAUCCGCAUCAUCAUGAUGAUGAUGGUGGUGAAGGUGAUGAGAAUGAUGAUGGUGACGAGAAUCAAUCUGCAAUGGAGGUUAAUACACCUUCUUCCACUGGAACCGACCAGCCAUUGCAUCUUGCAAGUAUUAAUCCUGAUGGCUCUAUUGAUAAGGCUGCAGCAUCAGCAGCAGCAGCGGCAGCAGGAGGAAAGUCUAUGGGGCGGGUUAAGGUUAAGCUCAAGAGUUCCAGGAUUUUGGAGUCGCAGAGUGAUACGGAUAGGAGUAGCCCAGUGCCGCACUUGGGUUUGGAGAAACAAGGUGAGGAUAGUGGGAAUUCCGUUGUACCUGAAUUUAAGAUGUAUGUUUCGAGGAGACCUGGAGGUAUAAAGAUUAAGUCCUCGUCUAAGGUGAUGGGAGCAGGAGGUUUGAGUGUUGACAAGAGUGGUGGCGGCGGUGGCGGUGGUAGUGGUGUAGUUGUGGUGGAGGAUGAGGAUGAGGGUUUGCAAAACAAGGAAUUUGAGACGCCUCGGAAGGAAAAUAGAUAUGAUAAGCAAGAACUGGAUUCUGCAUUAUCGGUUAUUAAGAAGGUGAUGAAAAUGGAUGCAGCUGAACCCUUUAAUGUUCCUGUCAACCCUGAAGCUCUAGGAAUACCUGAUUAUUUUGAUAUCAUAGAUACACCAAUGGACUUUGGAACAAUCUGCAGCAAUCUUGAGAAAGGUGGCAAGUACAUGAAUUCAGAGGAUGUCUACAGGGAUGUUCAAUACAUUUGGAACAACUGUUUUAAGUAUAAUAGCAAAGGUGACUAUAUCUUGGAUCUUAUGAGGCGUGUUAAGAAGAAUUUUAUGAAGUAUUGGACAGCAGCUGGGCUAUACACUGAAUUAUCAAAAGGAAGUAAUGGUUCUGAAGGUGUUCAUGGUGAGGAUGUUGCAGCAUCUAGUCAUGGACAUACUAAAAGUGCACAACCAAAGAAGUCAAAAAAGCGUCAUGGAAGGCGCCAUAAACUUGAUUGUUUAUGUGCCAUAUGUGUUCUAAAGCGCCGUAGAAGAGAGCGAGAGGAGAAUGCUCGACUUGGUAAAGGCCAGAUUGGAGUCACUGAUAACGAACUUGUUCAAGAGUUCAAGCAAGAGGAAUCUUCACUUGUCGGAAGUCCUUGUGGUGAGUAUUCGUCAUCAAAUAUGGGUGAAUCGUUGGACCCGGAUGCAUAUGUUGAUGUGGAAGGAAAAGCACAGGAUGGGAAAGUGGAGGUUACAGAGAGGCAGCAGAGUCCUGUGGAGAAGCAAGAGGAAGUCGAGGAGGAGGAAGAGGAAGAGGAAGAUGAAGGCAAUGAGAUGGAGAUUCAGAAGCAAGGGAAGGAAGAAAUACCAGAGAGAUCACAGUUUGCUGAUGGAUCUGUGGAGGAGUCUAAUCAACACCCUCAGCCUGUAAUAUACGAAAAUGCAAAUACAAUAUUUCAUAUUCGUACUCAGAAAGAUGCAUCAGUGCUGCAAGAGGAAGAAACUAUGGCAGUUUGGCAAAAUAAGCGCAAGGAAUUGCAAGAAAGGCAAGAGAAGGUUAAAGUAUUUAAAAAAUUCUACAUCGAAAAUCCCUUGCUUCUUAGCCUAUGCGGAACUCUAUUUCCUGAUGAUCAAAGAUCUGUCUGGAGUGGACCUCAUUCACUGGUUCAGCAUCAGAAUUCAGGCCGCACAAGUUCCAUUCAUGCUGCUAUUGAGACAGUUAUGAAGAAGUAG